CCUCAGCGGCGGAGAUGGCGGCGACAGCGGCAGAGGCCGCGGCCUCCGGCUCUGGAGAACCCCGGGAAGAGGCUGAAGCCCCGAGCCCCGCCUGGGAUGAAUCCCAGCUGCGCAGUUACAGCUUCCCGACCCGGCCCAUCCCGCGUCUGAGUCAGAGCGACCCCCGGGCGGAGGAGCUCAUAGAGAACGAGGAGCCUGUGGUGCUGACGGACACAAACCUUGUGUAUCCCGCCCUGAAGUGGGACCUCGAUUACCUGCAAGAGAAUAUCGGCAACGGAGACUUCUCCGUGUACAGCGCGAGCACCCACAAGUUCCUGUACUACGACGAGAAGAAGAUGGCGAACUUCCAGAACUUUAAGCCAAGGUCCAACAGGGAGGAGAUGAAGUUUCAUGAGUUCGUGGAGAAACUGCAGGGUAUACAGCAGCGCGGCGGGGAAGACAGGUUGUAUCUGCAGCAAACGCUCAAUGACACCGUGGGCAGAAAGAUUGUCAUGGACUUCUUGGGUUUUAACUGGAACUGGAUUAAUAAGCAACAGGGAAAGCGUGGCUGGGGGCAGCUGACUUCUAACCUGCUGCUCAUUGGCAUGGAAGGAAAUGUGACGCCUGCUCACUAUGAUGAGCAGCAGAACUUUUUUGCUCAGAUUAAAGGCUACAAGCGAUGUAUCUUAUUCCCUCCGGAUCAGUUUGAGUGCCUCUACCCAUACCCUGUCCAUCACCCGUGUGACAGACAGAGCCAGGUGGACUUUGACAAUCCUGACUACGAAAGGUUCCCCAAUUUUCAAAAUGUGGUUGGUUAUGAAACAGUGGUUGGCCCUGGUGAUGUUCUUUACAUCCCAAUGUACUGGUGGCAUCACAUAGAGUCAUUACUAAAUGGGGGGAUUACCAUCACUGUGAACUUCUGGUAUAAGGGUGCACCCACCCCUAAGAGGAUUGAAUAUCCUCUCAAAGCUCAUCAGAAAGUGGCCAUAAUGAGAAACAUUGAGAAGAUGCUUGGAGAGGCCUUGGGGAACCCACAAGAGGUGGGGCCCUUGUUGAACACAAUGAUCAAGGGCCGAUACAACUAGCCUGCCAGGUUCAGGCCUCCUGCCAGGUGACUGCUAUCCCGUCCACACCGCUUCAUUGAGGAGGACAGGAGACUCCAAGCACUAGUAUUGCACGCUGCACUUAACGGACUGGACUCUUGCCAUGGCCCUGGAGGAAGGUGUAUGGGGCGAGGCAGGGUGGUUGGCACUCCACUGCCAUCUGGAGGGACUUCUUAUCCUCGCCUCUCAUGCCCCAACACUUUUCCUCUCUGCCCCUUGAAGUCCUGCAUUCAGUGUGUGGAGUCCCAGCUUCUGGUUGUCAUCAUGUCUGUGUGUCAGUCUGUCAGCCUCGGGAUAUGUGUGUGUCCAUGCACACACGUGUAUGUUUCUGUUCCCUCCCUCUGGGUCAGGAUGUCACUUCUGGCUCUCAGCCCUAUCUCCUGCAACCUCAGUGCCUCAGCCUGAGAGAGAGGAGAUGCUCAUGGACCCCUCACUGCAUCUGGGCCACAAGGCCAGAGGUAGCAGAUCUGACCAUUGGGUCAGUCUGCCUCCUGUGAAGUUUUGCAUUGUCAGGUGGGAAUGGCUACUGGGACUCUAAUGAAGAGAGCGGCUUGUCUUUGAGAGCCUAGAUAGCCUUCCACUGAGCGAGGAUUAGCCAGGGUUCCAGUUGGGACCUACAAGCUCAAGCCAUACACAAGCAGCAGCCUUGGAACACAAGAACCAAGGAUUGUGCAGAAAUUCCAAGUUACAGACACACAUAGCUUUUCUCUUUCAGCACCAGCUCUUACCCCUGUGCUAGGUAUCCAGGGAGUUAUAGGAGUUAUAGCUGUGGUUCCUCUAGGUUCUAGGGGUGCAGGCCUCUGUAUCUGUGUGUGUGUGUACAUGUGCACAUGCACCCACAUGCACAUUUAUUCAUAUGCAUAUGUGUCUGCACUGGCUAGUCUCCCUGCUUACCAAGGUUCUCUGUCGCUCACCCUGCCCACUGGGACAGUGCAUUGUGAUUCCCAGAAGUACCGCCUGACUCAGCAUAAAGCUUUUUAACUCGGAUUUUAGCCAUCAUGUAUUGGUCAGGUUUCACUGCAGCCUGCCUGAGGCUUACUGGCUAGAACCUCCAGGCACAUGACCCUUCCUGCCCAGAUCACAUCCUCUACUCCUGCUGAGUUCCUGGCUGAGUAGACGAAACGGGGUCAAGCUUAGGCAGCUAACUCACUACCUUUCAUCCACCUCAGGGCAAGGGCAAAAAUGUAGCCUUGCCUCUCAAAGCCAGCGCCUCCGCCAGACCCCAUUGUCGUGUUCCACAGCACCCUCAUUAGUCAGGGCCACUGGUAGAGCAUGGGAAGAAAAUUUCCUUUUCUGUUGGUAGCUACUCAUGGGCACCCUCUCAGGGCUGCAGCGUACAGCUGGGCAGCGUCUAUUGCACAACUCGAAGGGCUGUCGUUCACAGCUCUUCAGUGGGGGUGGGGCCCCUGGAAUUGGGCAGUGUGGUAGCCCUGUGUCUACUUACUUCCACUCCCAUCUCCAUCAUCCCCUUGUCUCUGGAAGGGAAGAGGAAAUGGGAAGUCUCUGGUUUUAUUUUUUUCUUUUUUUUGCCAAAGGUUUACUUCCAGUGUCUGAAUUAUGGCUGUCAACCCUAAUGCUCAGUUUACAGUGCCCUGUUGGACUGAGCAGAUGUGUGUGUGCAUGUGUGUGCCUGUGUUUAUAUCGUGGGGAAGGCUGUUCAUUUUGAGCACCCCAUUUUAGGGUUCUCUGAUGCAGUGUGGGUGUGUAGACUUGGUAGGUACCAAAUGUAGCUCUUUCAAAUAUAGCUAGUGCUGGGAAACAGGAUUGCAGUGAUCUCCAUCCCUCCAUCUCUUAGGGGGAAGAGGAGUGCAUCAGAGAAUAAGGCAGAUGGAGGAAAAAUGUGCCCACAUCCACACUUGGAACGAGAGCAGAUUGUUACUCUUCUCAGCAGGUUGCCACGUUCCUGGCUCAGCCCCUCAAAGAAGUGGGUGAUGCACAGCAGGCAGGUGUGUGCCACUCAUCUGGUCCUUGCUGGAUGCUGUGCUGAUACAGAUCUGACCUAAGGUGGCCAAGGAAGGUGGGGGAAGGCUAAUUUUGGAACCUUCACAGGAUUGGCCCUGAUCCUUGAAUAAUUUAAUAGUGACCCCUGGGUUUUAGAUAUGUAAUAUGUGCCUAGUGCUUUGUUCCUCAAUAUAUCCUGCAAGGUGGGCAUUCUGACUUUACAAAUAAAGAGGUGGGCUCAGAGAGAUUGAGUCGUAGCCAUCAGGAUUCAAGCCCAAGACUAUUUGGCUACAAACCUCCUGCUGGUUCCUUUCCACCAGACUAUGUUGAUUGUCCUUCCUUACCUCUCUCACAUGUAUCCCAGGCCCUGUAAGGCAGGCUCAGCCGAGAGGGUAUAGAAGCUGCUAGAGAGAAAACUCUUCUGGACUCCCAGCUAAAGAUAUCUUGAGAACACUGCUUAGGAAGCGUUAUUAUGAAUUAAGAGUGUCAGAAGAAGCUAUGGGAAAAUGAUCGAUUAGUAACUUGCGUGUCUUUGAAUAGAUCCCAUAACUCCUCCCAGCAUGCUUCUGUAUCAACAGAACUGAAGUACUUGUUGUAGGUGAUUGCUGAAGAAUCUUGAUUCAUGUUCUGCAUUGCUUCCCCCAGAGAAUGAAGAGACUGAGGCUCCUUCUCUUAACUGGGUUAAGGCGCUUAGGCUCAAAUUGUGUUCAUAGCAGAGGAAAGGGUGGCUCCUAGAGUCGUAGACCCCUAGCUGGCACACACCAAGGAACGAUGGCGAUUUGGGCCAAUGUAGAGGUCAGCGAUGUUGUAAGCUCUCAUGUUCAUACCAGCAGCCACAGAGAAAACUACUGUAUUGUGAAGUCAAAUAUUUGUUGGGGGGUUGGAGUUCCAAGGAUGGAGGAGGGGCUGUUCUGGGUAUCAGUUGAGCAGAUGCCCAGGAUGCCUGGGGGAGACCAGCUUCCCCUACAAAUCAGAGCUCUAAAUUACAAGGUUUUUACCAUGUGAACAGUUGGGGGAAGUCGUCUGCUCUCAUUUGCGUAAUGGUUUCUGUCACUGGUGAUUAGACACAGGAUGAAGGAAAAGAAAUUUGACAAUUAGGAAUGAGCGAUCAUUAAUCUGAAUCUGUUAGGAGACAGAGGGGAAGGCUCCCUAUCCGUGGGCCAGCUCAGUGUGGGGAGACACUCCCUCCUCUGCCCCAUGGAGACUCCUGGGCCACUACCCUUUCAGUGUUCUUACAGAUGGGUGGAGCUUGUGUUCAUGAAAACUAGAGGUGCAGUCUCCAGCCUGAGAGGGAUACAGGUACAGACAUCUUCUCUUAGGAAUCAACAAAACAGAGGUGGGUGUCAAAUAGGAGCUACAGGACAGAGGACAAUAGAAGAGUUUUGACAUGCG
This is a messenger RNA of Lepus europaeus (European hare), 4415 nucleotides long. RefSeq names its product hypoxia inducible factor 1 subunit alpha inhibitor (gene HIF1AN). Gene Ontology annotation, cellular component: nucleus; cytoplasm. Gene Ontology annotation, biological process: peptidyl-aspartic acid hydroxylation; negative regulation of Notch signaling pathway. The record is from RefSeq and is a predicted model, not a curated record. NCBI's taxonomy places the organism in Eukaryota, Metazoa, Chordata, Mammalia, Lagomorpha, Leporidae. Gene Ontology annotation, molecular function: [protein]-asparagine 3-dioxygenase activity; ankyrin repeat binding; peptidyl-histidine dioxygenase activity. The transcript is spliced from 8 exons. Bases 15 to 1064 code for a protein of 349 amino acids.